Erinaceus europaeus (western European hedgehog) is the source of this 4084-nucleotide messenger RNA. RefSeq names its product aminopeptidase O (putative) (gene AOPEP). NCBI's taxonomy places the organism in Eukaryota, Metazoa, Chordata, Mammalia, Eulipotyphla, Erinaceidae. Gene Ontology annotation, molecular function: zinc ion binding; metalloaminopeptidase activity. Gene Ontology annotation, cellular component: nucleolus. The transcript is spliced from 14 exons. The record is from RefSeq and is a predicted model, not a curated record. The coding region runs from base 291 to 2507 and encodes 738 amino acids.
CGCAGACUCUCCGCCGCCAAACUCUUCCCCAGGGGCUGGGCCAGGCGACCCGCGACCCGGGCGCGGGUGAGUGACGUCACGCGUGGCGUGCCGGGUAGCCCGUGGUAACCCUGGGUCUGCGGAAGUGGGAACCGGAGGGCUGUCGGCUGAGGCAGGAUCGAAAAUUGUGGAACCAUAAUUUGUGACAUCAGAUGUCUUUUGGUCAGCAUGCGCUUAUGACUCUGGAAGAUGAAAGCAGCUAGGAAUCCCUCCUGAAAUUUUAACCUAGAUCUCAAGCAACUAACUGCACCAUGGAAGUAAAGCUGGACCCUUCCCGAGAUGACCUGCCACUCAUGGCCAACACCAGCCACAUACUUGUGAAGCACUAUGUACUGGAUUUAGAUGUGAAUUUUGAAAGUCAAGUCAUUGAGGGCACCAUAGUGCUUUUUUUUGAGUGUGAAAAUAGAGUCAGGAAAUAUAGUAGUUCCACAGAGGAAGUCUGCCGAUUAGAGUCAAAUGAAACCUGCAAAUUUAGGAUGUCUGAACUCUGCCAUGUUCCUGUGACAAAUACAAGGACCUUCUCAUCUACAACGGGAUAUAAUGAUUUUUCACUCUAUAGUAAAGGUGAAAAAGAUACUUCUGAUAAAGAUGGUAACCAUGACAACCAGGAACUGACUUCUGGGAUUCCUAGCUCAAAGUAUUGCUGUGACACAGGGAAUCAUGGGAGUGAGGAUUUUUUGCUAGUGUUGGACUGCUGUGAUUUAUCUGUGUUAAAGGUUGAGGAGGUGGAUGUUGCUGCUGUGCCAGGUAUUGAAAAAUUGACAAGGUCUCCCAAGCUCACAGUUGUUUCUGAGGAGCUUAGGAAUCAGAUUGUUCAUGAACUUGUGGCUCUGCCUGCCGAUCAUUGGAGGGAGCAGUUAGACUAUUACUUUCACUGCAGUCAGGCUCCUGGCUGUGGGGAACUCAUGUUUGACACUGACAUUUGGAGUUUACAGAUCAGGAAGACAGGGGCUCAGACAGCUACUGACUUUCCUCACGCCAUAAGGAUACAGUACAGAACUAAACCCAUGGGGCGAUCAGUUACAUGGACCUCAGACCAGACUGGCAGGCCAUGUGUUUAUACUAUGGGAUCUCCCAUAAACAACAGGGCCCUUUUUCCAUGCCAGGAGCCACCCGUUGCCAUGUCAACAUGGCAGGCUACAGUUCAAGCAGCUGCAUCUUUUGUUGUUUUAAUGAGUGGGGAAAAUUCUGCCAAGCCAACACAACUUCGGGAAGGGUGUUCCAGUUGGUAUUACUAUGUAACCAUGCCCAUGCCAGCCUCCACCUUCACGAUUGCAGUGGGAUCCUGGACAGAAAUGAAGCCAGAGACCUGCUUCUCCAAUACUCUGGCAACAGAGAGGGCCUUCUCCCUUUCUGAAGCUGACUUCAGGCAUGUUGGCAUUUGUGGUCACAUGGAAUACCCCUGCCGCUUCCAGAAUGCCUCUGCAACCACCCAAAAGGUCAUUCCUUAUCGGGUCUUUGUCCCCGAGUGCCUCCAGCGUGCCUGUCAAGAGACCCUUCUGCAGCUGAUCUCUCCCUGCCUCUCAGCAGCACACUCUGUCCUGGGAACACAUCCGUUCUCCAGACUGGAUGUACUCAUCGUCCCUGCCAACUUUCCAAGUCUAGGGAUGGCCAGCCCACACAUCAUCUUCCUCUCCCAGAGCACCUUGACAGGAGCAAGCCAGCUCUGUGGGACCCGCCUCUGCCAUGAAAUUGCCCAUGCCUGGUUUGGUCUGGCUAUCGGGGCCCGAGACUGGACAGAGGAGUGGCUGAGUGAAGGAUUUGCCACUCACUUGGAAGAUGUAUUCUGGGCGGAAGCCCAGCAGCUGGCUCCCCAUGAGGCCCAGGAACAGCAGGAGCUGAGGGCUUGCCUGCGCUGGCGGCGCCUCCAGGAUGAAGUGCGGGACUCCUCUGAGGAGCUGCAGGUGUUGAGACCCAAUAAAGAGAAAACAGGCCACGUGAGUGAUUCAGGAUCAUCUGUCAUCAAGCAUGGGCUCAACCCUGAGAAGGUCUUCAUGCAAGUGCAUUACUUAAAGGGUUAUUUCCUUCUCCGCUUCCUUGCCAAAAGACUUGGAGAUGACAUCUACUUUUCAUUCUUAAAGAAAUUUGUGCACACAUUUCAUGGGCAGUUGAUUCUCUCUCAGGAUUUCCUUCAAAUGCUACUGGAGAGUAUUCCAGAAGAAAAAAGGGUUGAGCUGUCUGUUGAAAACAUCUUCCAAGACUGGCUUGAGAGUUCUGGAAUACCACAGCCGCUGCAGACGGAGCGCCAGGCCCCGGCGGGGUGUGAGCUCGUGCGGCUGGUGGGCGCCGAGGUCGCGAAAUGGAUUCGAGUGAACCGGAGACCCCGCAAACGGAAACGAGGGAAAGAAGUGUUUGAAAAGGUUUUCUCCUCCUCUCUGCCUGCUUCACUUACAAGGACUCUUGUGAUUUGCAUUGGGCCCAUCUGUGUGAUGAAGAAUCAUCCCCUCACCUCUAGGUCAUCUGAUUAACAAUCUUCGUGUCCCUAUGCCAUGUUAACUUAUCCACAAGUACUAGGAAUUAGGACUUGGCCAUUAUCCAUGCUGGACUCUUUUUCUGUGCUGAUUAUGUAAAGGAUAAUGAAUUGGGGGAGCUCAGGUAAAUCCAUAGUGACAAAUCAGAGUGUGGUAUUCCAAGUGAGCUUUUGUAACCUUUUAACAGUUUCUUAUAACUACUUUAAAAAUAUUCAAUGUAUGUACAGGUACACAAACAUACUACCUAACACCGAAGAAAAAUCAUGUUUGUUUGUUUUUUUUACUUUAGUAGGACUUUAAUUUUACUGUAAUAUCUAAUGUCAAACACUGAAUAUAAAGAGAAAUGCUAAGUGUAAUAUGCAAAUAACAUCUUUUUAGUUUAGGGGGAAUUGACAUUUUUCUCUUCAGAGGAGUAAUGCAGUCAUAGUGUUAUUGAUACAAGGAUAAUCAAAUUAAUUUUGUUUUGUCCUUUGAAUUUUUACCUUAAUUUGUUUCAUACUGACACCUAGAGGAAAAUAUCCAACAAAAAUGACGCCAUUUUCAAUGACGUAAACAUCGUUUUUGGUGCUCACAUCUGUUAAAUUUUUUCACAUAGUUUUAGCCACUGUGUACAUGUACCUGAAUGUUAGGCGCCUUGUCUUUUCUGUGUUCCUUUUCCUCAGUCAACUCCUUAAGGCAGAGUCAACUAAGAGAACAGAUGUAUGAAGUUCUGUGGGAGAAAGCAUCAACUGUAUUUGCAUAAAGCAGAACUGCAAUGGUUAAGCUGUCAACAGUUUCCUAGUAGAAAAUGUCUCUGCAGUAGUUAUGACACUUACCUGUAAUGGCUUUCUUUGCCUGUAAAAUUAAUGGUGGAUAGCUUUCUUUCUUAAAAAAAAAAAAGUAUAUUGAAUUUCUCUUUGAAAGGUGUUCUUACUUUAACAAAUCUUCAUGAAUACGUUGUCUAAAAAUCAGUGCUAAUGGGCACAAGAUUGGUACUUUGAUCUUGCCACAAGACUAGUUACAUUAAUCUGAAAUUGACUGUGCUGAGGAGGCCAGGGGGUGGGGUGGAGGGAUGACAUACAUUUGAAGAAGAGCCCUCCCAGGCCUGCACGGGGCUCAGAAAUGCAAGCAUAUGCACCACAGAGGUAUUCUAAGGCUUUUAUAUGUCCGAAUAUUGCUGCCUACAUGGGAAUGAAUGAGAGACUGAAAUUUGUGGGACAAAAAUGGCUUAUGGGCAUGUUCUUGGGAAAAGUUAACCCUUUAAAAUGAUUCAGAGACAGAGAGAUACCAUUCAGGAUGGAAAUACUGAUGUUAGCAGUGUACAUGUUUGCAGGGAAAAAAAUUCUCAGUGGUUGAGGGGAGAAUUGGAACUGGAAAUGUACAUUGUUGAAGCACACACAAGUCAGAUUACACAGAAGAGGAGGCCAGCAUCAGAGCUGUGUUUUUGCCAACCUCACCAGGCCUGGAGGUGGUGUGCAGGUUAUUCUAAGAGUACAGAUUCCUUUGAGCACUAGACCCUGCAAUGCUGUGGCCUGCAGAAACUAUGGGAGAAGAGUGGAGAGCUCAUUUCUUAGUUGUAUUCCUCUCUCCAGCUU